This is a messenger RNA of Prosopis cineraria, 3381 nucleotides long. Its product is annotated as kinesin-like protein KIN-14Q. Gene Ontology annotation, biological process: microtubule-based movement. The record is from RefSeq and is a predicted model, not a curated record. Gene Ontology annotation, molecular function: ATP binding; microtubule binding; microtubule motor activity. The coding region runs from base 250 to 3162 and encodes 970 amino acids. The transcript is spliced from 16 exons. Lineage: Eukaryota; Viridiplantae; Streptophyta; Magnoliopsida; Fabales; Fabaceae.
AUCAAUGGCAUCUCCUGUGACUGUGAGACUGGCCUUGAUCCAUUUCUCACUGACGUCUCUUCUAUACCAAAAUGUUCUAAUUGUAAAGGUCUCUGCCUCCUCCACCUCCUCCCCAUUUAAACGUAUUCACUAUUGAAGUGACAACUCGAUCUGAAGCUUCCUGCUUCAUACCCUUCGGUAUAUAUGUUGUUUCCUUUGUUGAUUCUCAGACGUCUCUGAAAGAAUCAUUAAGCAUUGGGAAGUUCAACGAUGGCAGAUCUUGAGAGCGAAGUUCAUGGCAGCCAAAGUGACGAAUUUACUCGUAAAAGACGAGGCUUUAGAGCAAAUGGUGUCCACUUCGCCGACCCAGUUGUAAACAAUGUGCUUGAUGGGCAAUCCAUUUUGGGGAAUUCUUUAACGCCCCCUGAUUUGGUCAUUUGUGCUGCUUCACCAGAUAUUACCAGUGACAGCUAUGUGGAGUCCCCUGAGUUGUUGGAGAACAAAAUUCAUCAGAAAGUGGCUAUGGAGCUUUCUUUGGAGAAUGGAAUCAAUGAAUCUGUUUCUGGGAUUGCUAAUAACCAGAAGACCCCGACUGUUAAAUUUUCUAAUUUUUGUCAAACUUUUAAAGAACUAUCUCCUGAAGCCUCUUUUGAGCUUCCUCCUCCCCCUAUAAUACAGUAUGAGCCAUCACAAGUGGACCCUUCUGGAGAAAAUGAGUUGUUAGAAGAUAUUGAAGGGUCCCAACAAGUUGAAUUAGAGCCUUCAAAUGAUGCUGGAGAUUUUGAGUUUCUGAAGCUGAAAAGAGAGUUUGAUAGGCAGAAAAAGGAUCUGGCUGAAACAAGAAGGGUUUUGAAGGAGCUGAAGAGAGAGAAUCAACAGAAGGAUAGGGAAUGCCAAGAAGCUUGGAAGUCCUUCAACGAGCUUCAAAACGAGCUCAUGCGCAAGUCCAUGCAUGUUGGAUCUUUGGCUUUUGCUGUUGAGGGGCAAGUGAAGGAGAAAGGCAGGUGGUUUUCAGCACUGAAAGACUUGAUUGAAAAAGUCAAGGUUAUGAAAGUGGAGUACCUCAAGCUUUCAGAGGAAAUAGAAACAUAUAAGAAGUAUCUUGCAGAUAUGAGUGAAGUGGAGCUAAUUAUCAUGUCCAAGAUAAAUGGGCAACAGGAGUCACAUGAAGACCUCAAGUCUAAAUACCUUGAAGGGGCUAAGCAGCAAAAAGAACUUUAUAAUAAGGUUUUGGAGUUGAGAGGAAACAUCAGAGUCUUUUGCCGCUGUAGGCCUCUAAAUGCGAAGGAGAUAACAGCAGGACUUACUAUGGCCGUAGGUUUUGAAUCUGCUAAAGAUGGUGAGCUUACUGUAAUGUCAAAUGGGACUCCUAGAAAGACAUAUAAGUUUGAUUCUGUUUUUGGACCCCAAGCUGAUCAAGCUGACAUUUUUGAAGAGAUGGCACCAUUUGCAACAUCAGUUCUAGACGGGUUCAAUGUGUGCAUAUUUGCCUAUGGUCAGACUGGGACAGGAAAAACCUUCACAAUGGAGGGUACAAAAGAGGCUCCUGGUGUUAAUUUCAGGACCCUGGAGAAAAUGUUCAACAUAAUCAAGGCGAGACAGAAACUCUAUCACUAUGAAGUCUCUGUAAGUGUCUUAGAAGUGUACAAUGAGCAAAUUAGAGAUUUGCUGGGGUCAGGAAAUCAGCCAGGAACAUCUAACAAAAGGCUUGAAAUAAGGCAAGCAGGUGAAGGAGUGAACCACGUGCCAGGGUUGGUUGAGGCACAUGUCAACAAUAUGACUGAAGUUUGGGAUGUCCUGCAAUCUGGUAGUAAUGCAAGAGCUGUUAGCUCAACCGCAUCCAAUGAGCAUAGCAGCCGUUCCCACUGCAUUCACUGCGUCAUGGUCAAGGGGGAAAAUCUGCUAAAUGGUGAAUGCACAAGAAGCAAGCUAUGGUUAGUAGACCUUGCAGGAAGUGAGCGAGUGGCGAAGACAGAAGUGCAAGGUGAACGGCUAAAGGAGACUCAAAAUAUUAACAGGUCUCUCUCUGCAUUAGGCGAUGUUAUAUCAGCCCUUGCAACAAAAAGCCAGCAUAUCCCUUUCAGAAAUUCCAAGCUCACGCACCUGCUGCAAGACUCUUUAGGAGGAGAUUCCAAGACACUCAUGUUUGUACAGAUCAGCCCAAAUGAAAAUGAUUUGAGUGAGACAAUUUGCUCUCUGAACUUUGCCAGCAGAGUGAGAGGAAUAGAGUUGGGCCCAGCAAAGAGGCAAUUGGACACUAUUGAACUCCUGAAAUAUAAACUCAUGGCUGAGAAAACAAAACAAGAGGUCAAGAUGAAGGAUUUGCAAAUCAAGAAGAUGGAGGAAACAAUUCAUGGAUUAGAAUCAAAGAUAAAAGAAAGAGAUGCUAGAACCAAACUUGUGCAAGAUAAGAUCAAGGAACUGGAAUCGCAACUUCUGAUUGAGAGAAAAGCAGCAGCAAGUCAACAACAUGUUGAUACAGAGAAAGCUGAGAAGCACCAAGAGCAAAAUAAAUCACCUUUGAGGCCAGCUCUCACAAAUCAACCAGGAGGAAGUAAGAAGAAUUUUAACGAUGACCAAGCAAAUUUAACUCGACCAAUUACGGAGAAUAACAGUUUAAAACCCUCACUUCCCUUUUCUACAAUUGACAACACUAUCAUGAACGUUGAUAUCUAUGCUGAGAAAGAAAACAUCCUAGAGAUGGCUGAAAAACCCUUACUGCCAAAAAGAACUGGUAGAGUUUCUAUCUGCACUAUGACGCCAAGUAUUCCUUCAGCCAAUACCCUUAGGAGAAACUCUUUGAUUCCACUCCCAAGUGCAGCCCAUCAACUGACACAAAAUCGAGCUGAUCAGAAAGAAGUCAAUAGUGAAUCAGAAAGCAACGGCUUGCCAUUACAGAGCCAUUGUGAGAGUCCAAAAGAAAUCAGAGGUGAAGGUAGGAAGAAAGGAAGCAAGCUAAGAAGAAGCCUGCUGAAGAAAAAUCAGGAAAAGUCUCAAACACAGCAAAACAUAAGAAAGGUUGGGGUUAGUGUAGGGAUGGAGAAAGUUAGAGUGUCCGUGGGAAGUCGAGGGAAAAUGGGAAAGGGAAGAGCUGGAACUAAAGAAAGACAGCAACAAAAGAAUAGUCAAAAGGAAAAGGAAAGGAGAUGGAAUGUUGGAACUUUGGUGAAAACGAUUAUCUGAAAAAGAGUUGUAAAUGCCCACUUAGGUUUUUUUCACCACAUUGAUUUCAUAACUUCUUGUAUGUGUUGAUUCUUUGGAUGAUUCUAUCAUCCGUUUGAUUGUUUGCAUAGGACUUGAGAUGCACCGAAUUUUUGCUGAUUUGCCGGAAACAAGGUUAUCUUUGGGGAGUGGAUACGUUAAUUUCCCAAACAGCUGAGCUGAACGUUAAGCAUGAUAAAG